Messenger RNA from Triplophysa dalaica, 8120 nucleotides. Its product is annotated as polycystic kidney disease 1 like 1. Gene Ontology annotation, biological process: detection of mechanical stimulus. The record is from RefSeq and is a predicted model, not a curated record. The transcript is spliced from 48 exons. NCBI's taxonomy places the organism in Eukaryota, Metazoa, Chordata, Actinopteri, Cypriniformes, Nemacheilidae. Gene Ontology annotation, cellular component: membrane. Bases 82 to 7425 code for a protein of 2447 amino acids. Gene Ontology annotation, molecular function: calcium channel activity; protein binding.
UUGAGCAAAGAAACCUUUUCUCUGGUUUUAUUUAAGUUAAGUGGGAACUCUGGUUCUCAGUGCCUGCAUAAUACUUCCAGUAUGGCCGGUGGAUACUUCACCUGCUACAUAAAUACAACAAUACCUUCUGCUGGAUUGCAUUAUUUAAAUAUGACUGUGAUCAACCACACGCACACUCGUUCUACCAGCUGGAAGGUUUCAGCGUGUCCUUCUGGGCCUGAGUUUUUGAAUCUCAUGUUGUCCAAGACAGAUCAAGAUAUUUGUGCCUCUCUGCCCAUAGACACAGUGAAUAGACGACAGAAGGAAACAUUUACAGAAGCUACUCACAAUCACAAGCAAGCUGUGUGGAUCCACACUGACAAACAAGCGUAUGCAACACAGGAAGAUAUAACACUUGUAGCAGUAACAGAAGAACCAAAGCUACUAUAUUUUCAUUGGCUAUUUGGAGACGGAACUGAAAUAAAGACAACAUCGAGAACCUUCACAAAGAGAUAUCAACUCCCAGACAAAUUUAAUGUGACGGUCAGUGUGUAUGAUGGUCCCACUUCCGUCAGCUCAGAUAUUUAUCCUCUUGUAGUUCAGAGAGCUGUGCGGCCCAACAGGCUUCUGUACACGCCUUCAGUGUUAUUAAACAGCACUGUGAGCUUCAUCUGCAGAAUCAGCACAGGCACUGAUGUCUCCUAUCGCUGGAAUUUUGGAGAUGGAACAGAGCGAGACGGAUCAGGCAUUGAGCAUCACAUUUUUCAUAGAACCGGUGAGUAUGUAGUUGAGGUAAUUAUGUCCAACCUGGUGAGCACUGCGACCUUAACAGGACACAUCUUUGUAGUUGAGGAACCAUGUCAACCUCCAAUGGUGAAAAAUAUGGGCCCCAACAAAAUACAGGUGUGGCGGUAUCAGAAUGUGCGUCUUACUGUGACCUUUGAGGCCCACAUUCAGUGUAAUGUCUCCAGAGGUCUUCUGUAUAGAUGGACUGUAUAUGACAUGAGGGAACAGCCAGUGCUCCUUCCACACACUGAAACUGAUAGGCAAUAUUUGGUACUGCCAAAGUAUUUCCUUCGUUAUGGAACAUAUAAAGCUAUAGCAAAGGUCCAGGUGGCUGGUAAUGUGGUGUACAGUAACUACAGUGUUGGAAUUGAAGUGAUGCUCAACCAUCCUGUGAGUGUCAUCAAUGAAGCUACAAACAUUUUUAUUAAUCGUCAAGGUGGCACCAUUGCACUGGAUGGAGGAAAAUCGUAUGACCCAGAUUACCCCAAUAAUACUAUAAGUUACAGUUGGUCAUGCAGACCAGUUCACACAAAAGAGAGCAACUGUUUCAACACAAACAUUCAGACUACUUCAGCAGUACUUCAAUUUCCCACUUAUUCCCUGAGGUCUGGCUUUGACCUGUUUCAGUUAACUCUUACUGUGUACAGCAGGAAUCGAUCGUCUACAUCUGAGGUGUUCAUCACUGUUACAACAAAACAAGUCAGAAAAAUUCAUAUGUCUUGUACACAUUGUUGUGGGAAUUCUGUGAACUGGAAUGAGCAAUUUUCCAUCUUUGCUCUCUGCUAUGAAUGUGAUUCCCAACCCCAGAAUGUCACAUAUAACUGGAAACUUUACCUUGUUAAUGCCUCAAGCAAGGUUAUUACAGAGGCCCCAUUCUUCAGCAUUGUGGAUCUAGGUUUACCAGCUAAAAUAGAGGAAAACUUGUAUCUCUUCCAAGAGCCUGUGGAGACCCCCUACACGGAAGCCCCAUUUACUGAGCCCUCGAUUACAGUGUCUCUGCCUCCUUAUCUUUUAUCUAAUAAUACUGAUAUUUCAUCCUCGGUUACACACAAUAUCUUGGCUUCAGAGAUCUAUACAAAACCACAUACUACUAAAUCACACACUCACAGUCCCAACAAAAACAUGUUAAAACAGUCAUCUUUUCCGGAUACCUCAGAUAUGGACCCAUCCUUAAAUCUGCCCUUUCUAGAGGAAGCAGAGUCCUCCGGGGGUCAGUGGGAGGAUGGGGAUCCUUUACCACCCUCAGACAGUGCGUCAUUGACUGAUGUGAACUCAGACUAUGAUUACUAUAACUUUGGAAUCGAAGAGGCUGAUCCUGGGGUCCCACUUGGCAGACCAACAGGGAUUGAUCCAAUGGGGUUUAGCUGGAAUGAAGAUUCAUCCUUUUAUUCGUAUGACGACGAGGGUGAUAACCUGGUGGACCCGAGCCUGCUUGGACAGGCGGUAUCGGAGAAGACCCUCCUGGAUCUACACAGAGAGCUCAUUCAUCAGACUGUGUCUGAGUCUAACACUCUCACAGGGUUUUCAUCUUCUGUUGUCACAUUUAAACCCUUCACGCUUAAACUGAAGAGUCUUUAUAUGCUUGAGGUGUCUGCAAGUUGUGAGGGGCGGCUGCAGGGGAAGAGCCAGCUGUUCUUUCACACACAAGCUGUUCCUGAGGGAAUGAGAUGUCAAAUACAACCAAGCACAGGCUCUGAAAUCCACACUCAUUUCAGCAUCUUUUGCUCUUCUGGAAAAGAGGAUCUCAUGUUUGAGUACAGUUAUAGUGUUGGAAGCUCUCCAAGGAGACUGCUUUACGAGGGCAGAGAUUUCCAACAUUACUUUAAUCUUCCAAGUGGGGAUCCGGAUGAGGAUUACAAGGUCACAGUCUAUGUGGAAAUAAAGAAUAGAUUCGGAGCGUCAACCAAGCGCUCCCCUGUGAACGUCACUGUUCUACCAAGCUUUCAGAUGAACUUGUCCUCUCAGCUCAGCCCUGAUCAAGAACUGUAUAUAUAUGGAAUAGGUAACUUAACCGGUCUGCACAAAAUUGGAAGCAACAGAGACAUCAUCAACUACAUUCAUCUUCUGACCACAGUGUUAAACCGUCUGAGUCUGAACCAAGAGUUCUCUGCUGAUCUUCUGACUCUUACACGUUCAGCUCUCAUUUCAUCCACCUGUCAGCUUACCAUCACUGACCAGGGAAUUCUUCUGGAAAUCAUUCGCAUGCUUACUGAUUUAUUCAAAAUCCCUUGUCAAGUCACAUUUGAUAGUGCAAAUAAAGUAUUCCAUCAUGUUCAGAACAUCUCAUCAAGCCUACAUGAGUCCAAACCGCCAGCAGGACACUUACUGGACAUCAAGGUUGUGAAUGCACUGGUUUCUCUCCUGUCUGGUGUCCUGGAUGCUCCAGUACUGUCCAUCAGACCAGGACAACAACUCAUAAACAAAGUCCUUCACACAAUCGCUGAUUUAGUGCUGAGGUAUAUGCUGUCCAAUGAUGUCCCACUGUACAAUAUGAGCACCACUUCAAUGAAAGCAUUAGUCUGGACCGUUGACCACUCUCAUACGACAGUGAAAUCAUUUGGCCUUACCACGUUCCACCUCACUGACUUUCUGGAGAUGCAAUUUCAGCAAUGGAAUAGCAAUUACCAACACAACCCCUGUGUUAUUACCUGGAUCACGGAGUACAAGCAGAGCCCGUACCGCUGGGCCAGGACCCCCUCACAGCUCGAUGGAGACACAGCAGACAUUCGGCUCUACAACUGCACGACAAAGAAAGAAAUCAAAGUGCGACACCUGGCCACACCGGUUACCAUUGCAUUUCAGAGGAGAGAGGAGAGCAAUAGCAGACAUGAGGAGUUUGCUCUUCUUCGUAGCCGUGUGAACACCCAUCAAUUCAACGUCACGCAAAAGAUCCUGCAAAGAGCCCUUCACGUCACUGUGCGAUUUUACAGGCCAGCUGAACGGCCUUUUCCCAUACUAAUGCUGCUGAGACCGUAUGAUCAGCCAACACCUAAACUGUACAAUGAGAAAAGAAUGCAUCACUGGAAAGACCAGACACAACACAUAUUUCUCCCUGCAUCCUCUCUGCACGUUGCUGGCACUGUCUACCUGAUGCUUCUCAAUGCUGACUAUAAUGAAAGCCCUGGUAACAAGUACAUUGCCAGUGCAGUGAACUACACAGUUAACAUCGAGUCUGUGGAGUGUUUGUCUUGGGAUGGUGUGAGAGAGUGGAAAUCCGAUGGUUGUUUUACGCAUGGUGGAGUUUCCCCAGACAAGAUCAACUGCAGCUGCAUGCGCUUGACAUCAUUUGCUGUCUCACAUCAAAAAAUCAUAUGCAGUCAUAACUCAACUGAUGUUUCGCAGUUUCUCAACUCGAAUACAAACUACACACUGAUCAUUGUGUCAGUCCUUUUCUUGACUCUGUAUGUGGUGGUGCUGGUCAUCAGUACACAUACUGAUGUUUCAAUGCAGAAAACUACAGGCUCAUUUCUGCUACCAGAAAACAAUCCUCUAGACCAGUUCCUCUAUGCUGUCACCAUACAAACAGGCUUUAGAUCUAGGACCAAGAUGACAGCAAGGGUCCACAUUGUUCUGUAUGGAGAUGAUGGUGUCUCUCAAACAAGGGAACUCAGCAGUACUGACUCAAAACUUUUUACCUGCAACUCUAGGAACACUUUUAUUCUUAGCACUCCACAGAGUCUGGGUCGAGUAUGGAAGGUGCACGUCUGGCAUGAUAAUGGAGGUCAAUGCCCCAGCUGGUUCCUGAGUCAUGUGGUGGUCAGAGACCUGGUGCAGGGAUCCUGCUGGUUCUUUCUGGGCCAGUGCUGGCUGGCAGUGGAUGAAGGAGAUGGAAAAGUAGAGAGGAGCCUCAAUGCUGCUGAACACAGCCUGACAUUUAAACAGUUUCUACAUUUGAAACUCACAGAGUACUUGGGGGACUUUCAUCCAUGGCUGUCUGCCUACAGCUGUCCGUCCUACAGCUCACACACGCACGUGCAGCGUUUAAGCGUGUGUAUGCUUCAUCUGCAGGGUUACAUGUGUGUCGGCACAAUGAUCAUUAAUCUUUUGGAAGAACAGCACUUCCUAGAAAUGGGCCUUAUCGAUGUUUCACCGGUCUCCAUGGUAACAGGGCUGUGCAGUGUUCUUGCUGUGAUGCCGGUAGGGAGUCUGGUGUCUAUGGUGUUUCGUGUCAGUAAGACAAACAUUUCUAAGAAUCUCUCAGAAGAACAGUACAGGGUUAAUGUGCCUGAUGUUUACUCUGUAGAAGAUCACCACGAUGCGCUUCUGAUAAAUGAUAGCACAUUUGAAUCGAAUUUGUCCCACCGCUGGACUCGGGGCUCAUGGAGGAAGGAAUAUAAGUAUGGUACUCAGAAUUGGAAGACAUCUGAUUCAGUGCCUGCGUCAAAACAGCAGGAGGAUGCAGAUGCUAUCAUUGAGAUUGCAGACGACAACAGAUCCGAUUUCAACAACAGAUCACAUAUGAAAAGCAAACAGAAUCAGUCUGAUCUCAGAUCAUGCACCUCUGCAGACGUUCAGGAGAAGUUUUGUGUUAGAAUGAGCAAUCUUAAAUUGUGGUGUUAUUAUUUGGGCUGGACCCUCUGCAUCUCCCUCUCACUAAUGUCUAUUACCAUCACGUCGACUUUAGGAAUAAGGUUCAGCAGGACAAAGGCUCUUCUGUGGAUUCAUUCAGUGUUCUGUUCUCUUGUGUGCUGUGGCUUUGUAAUUCACCCAGCGAUGAUACUAAUAAUUGCUACCACUGUGUCUCUGCUGCAUCGAGAGAGACCAGACUGGUUCCACAGUCUGAGUGUUAAAGGACCCGUUACUGAGUUAUUGAGACACAGGGACCAAAAAAUAGACAAUGUGUUGUUUCACCCAUGCCAACAGGGGACGAUAACACAGUUUGAGAAGGUGCUUGCAGCCCGUCAGAGAGCCAGAUACCUCCGUCUGGUUCGACCACCAAAUUCAACAACGUUAAAGAGCGUGAGGGGUCAGAUUAAGAAAAGAACCCUCCUUCACAAAACAGCAAGGGAUUUGAUGUUACACCUUAUCAUGCUGUCACUCAUUCUCUUUGUAACGUACGGAAAAUCUGACAAAGACCACAACUACCCUUUGAAUCAGGCCAUAACAAAGUACUUCACAAAGAGCCAACAGAAUUCAUUUCAUUCUAUCCAAAACCAUGAUGAUUGGUGGAACUGGACAUCGACUACAUUCCUAGAGAGACUGUACCAUAAGACCAAUGGCCAUGAUAAAAUAGCUAAUAUUGAGACCGAGCCUUUAAGUGGUGCCUAUUCUCUCACUGCGACCCCGAUUAUUAAAAAGAUCGAUAGCACAUAUAACUCAUCAUCUCAGAUUUUGAAUUUGUUGGGAAAGAGCAGCUCUGAAAUACGAAGUCAGACCGUAGAGGAAGAUCUGAGCUCCACCGACUCAAGCUCCAAUGACCAAUCUGUCAUAGAGAAUGACUCACUUUGUGGAAAACUUGGUUGCUAUGAGGGAAAAGGAGUGAGUGUCAGCCUGGGAAAAACAAGGUCUCAAGUAAUGCAGGUCAUUGAAAAACUUCAGACCACUGGCUGGGUGACUCGGUUUACCCAUGUUGUGAGGAUCCAGUUUCUUCUUCACAAUCCGCCCACUAACCUCUUCACGUCAGUCAGCAUUGCAGUUGAACGAAGUCCAACAGGAGCCCUUAUGCCUUCAACCACUGUCCAAUCUACCAGACUCCAUCAUUUCCCAGCUGCCCUUGAUUACAGUGUUAUGACCUGUGAGCACCUUUUCCUUUUAUUUAUAUUCCUUCAUAUGUAUUGGCAAAUAUAUGUCAUGACUCAAAGAGGACGGCUUUACUGGACAAACCUUUGGAGCUGGUUAGAGGUGGCACUUAUCAUCUGUGGUCUUUUGCGCUAUGCCUGCUCUGUGUACCACUCCAUGCUAAAAGCAGAGAUGAUUGACUUCCUGCAGAGGGUUGAUUUUAAAUUACAUGUUGACUUAAGUCCCAUCUUGUUAUGUGAGAAGCUUUCUCUAGCAGUCCAUGGCAUUGUUGUGAACUUGCUUCUCCUGAAAUGUUUGCUCUUCUUACGGCUUAACAAAACAGCAGCUGCAGUUUCUGCUUCGAAGCAGGUCAUCUCCAGCCUGCUUUGGUUACUGGCACCUGGUGUUAUUGUCGCACUGGCCGCCUCCUGUCUGUGGAACCUGAUCUUGAAUUCAUUCCUGUCUACUAGCACUGGAUUUGUUGAUUUAUUUUUGGACCACUUUAGUGAAAUGUCUUACCAAAUCAAAACAAAACUUAAUUUUAGUGUUAUAUUUUGCGCUUUGAUUCCUCUGAAAGCUGUGGUAAUUGGCACCCUUACCAUUUUUGUGAAACAAAUAAAAAGAACUACAAAGAGAAAAGAUAGGAUCACAGUGUUUGACCUGAUCUCUUACAUCAGAAAUAAAGCUUUACUACUUAUCGGCAAAGGCAGCCAAAAACCAGACUGUCGUGUUCAUACAAAUAGCUUUUAUUUGGAAGAGUUUGAGGAUCUCAUGGAUGAGCUACUGUUUCAUCUUCGCAGUAUGUCAGAGAACGUCAACACCCUCCCAGCAAAAGAAAAUGUAUUUGAAACCCAGAGCACUUUCUCCUUUCCAAAUUCUCAGCAUCAUCAUAGCUCAGACUCAGAGGUUAUUAUCAAUUAUCAAUCAGUUACAUUAAUUUAAGGUUAUAAAUGACAUCAAUGGCAUCAUAUAUGGAUAGAGUGCAGAUUUUGAUGUGACAUUCAUGAGUGUCCAGACAAUCAAGUUUGAGGAGUUGAAACACAGAAGUCUGGACUUGAAAGGUGUUUCAUUAUUAUCACAUGAAGAAAACACUUUAAGGGAACUCUUGCUGUGUUUUAUUAUGAAAAUUUAAACCGACGAAAAACCCAGCCGAUCCAUUCAAAAGGAAUAAAGGAUUUCAGAAGCCAACUGAAAGAACCUCAUUCAAGCAAGCGGCUCAUCUUUACCCAGCUGAGUGGAAAUACAUGUCUUCUGAAAUCCUCUUCGAACCAGCCAGGAUAGGACAUGUUAAAAAAGUGACAUUCUAACACAAAUGAAAAGAGACAAUCCAUCUUGUGAACCCUCAACGCAAGGUUGUGGGUUCGAACCCAGGGGAAUGCAAAUACCUAUGUAAAAUGUAUAGGAUAAAGCAAUGUAAGUCGCUUUGGAUAAAAGCGUCUGCCAAAUGCAUAAAUGUAAAUGUUGUGAAGCUGUCACAGGUCAUGCAACUAACAGCGAGUUGCAUGUGUUUAAUGUACCUACAUAGAUAAUAAACAAUUAUUCUGUGGAAGAGCAAACAAAUAUUCCAGGAUACAUUGAAAAAUAUGUGUAACGUUAUUCGAUAAAAGAACUAAAAUGGACAUUUUUCUGUAUGACAA